AUGCUGAGCCAGGCCGAGCAAGGUAUGAAGCUCUUCAAAGCAGCUGAGGCCACAGCAGCGGAGUAUGAUAGAGAAGCAGCUGAGCAAUAUAGAAAAGAGAUUGAGGCCCGCAUCACCUGCUUGGAGUUUGAGGCUGCAAGACUCACUGGCAAAGACAAUAAGAAGGAACGUUCUGCAAAAGGCAAAGAAGUGGCCGAAUUGAGAGCCGAGCAUCGAUAUGUAGAUGCCUGCAAGAUCUCCAAGGGCCUGGAGCCGAAAUUUGGCAACUUUGUCACAAAGGCAGCUGUCGUACCUGAGAUUGUUCCAGAGCCAAUCCAGCAAGUGAUAGAGACUAAGCCAUCAAAGAAGGAGAACAAGAAGGAGAAGAAGCAAGAAAACGCAGCAGGAUUGAGCCCAGCUGAAACCAAAGAACUCGAAGAUUUGAAACAGCGCAUUGUCGAGCGCAAGGCGAUCUUGAAGGAGGAGGGCCUGAGCGGUGGUCAGCAGAACAAGGAUGAAGAGAUCGUGAAGAUGGUCGCCCGCAUGAACGAACUCAAGGAGAAGCAGGAACCUGGCAGCUCAAAAAAGGACAAGGAUGCCAAGAAGGAUACAAAGAAGAAGACACCACUGAGCCCAGAAGAACAACGGGACUAUGUCAACCUGCAAGGUGAGGUAGAGGUCUACAAAGCAAAAUUGAGAAACGAAUUUGGAUACAGCAACAAGGAGAUGAAAGCAGACCCCGAUCUGCAAGACAUGGAAGCCCGACUUGCUGCUUUCCAAAGACGUGCCUGA
Molecule: messenger RNA, 771 nt
Organism: Cladocopium goreaui
Lineage: Eukaryota; Dinophyceae; Suessiales; Symbiodiniaceae
Source: the annotation of a GenBank genome assembly